CACUGCAUUUAUUGUGCCUUAUCAACCACACUCAAGCCAACCAUGGAAAUGCCACCCAUUCUAGGAUUAAAUUUUAGCCCCACAGGCAGUGAACUUCUCAUAUACCUGAAGCAGAGGAUCCUCGAUUACUUCGAGGAUCCUAAUUACUCGAGGAGCCGUCACUUAAUCCCUGAUAUCGAGCUCCCAGACUGGGAUCCCAAAGAACUUCCACACCAGUACAAUAGGCUAUCGGCAGUGAGGUCCAAUGGAAGGCAGUGGUUCUUUUUCUGUUUUCGGAAAGAGAGGACCGUUGCGAACGUUGGUUACUGGAAGAUCACCAGUUCGGAUAAGAAAGUGAAAUGCGAAGACACCCGUGAAGAGCUAGGUAGGAAGAAGACGCUGACUUUCUACCGAGGGCGUGUUCCAAAUGGGAAAUUGACCAACUGGGGCAUGCACGAAUAUCACCUAAAUCAGUCCUAUCUCGGCUACAACAUCGAUGAGAUGCCCUUUGUUGUCUGCUGUGUGUUCAAAAGAAGUGGCAAUAUAGAUUAUGACAAUGAUGAUAAAUCAACCUUCCACGAAGAGGUCUUGAGCAACAAUGCUGCCACGCCUGAAAGCCCGUCUCCUACUAAUCGAAGUGCUUCAACUGUAUCGGAGGAAGUGUGGCAAUCAUUGCCCGAUAUUCAAGAACUGCCAAGUGACUCCUAUGCAAUUGGAGGUGAUCUGGUAGAAGAGCCGAUUAUAUAUGACUCAUAUGCAGAUGCAGCUGGUCCAUCUCUUGAAGGGCUCUUUGAUGGCAAUAGCUCCAACAAUUACUCUGCGUCGACACUCGAGACUGAUGAUUACAAUCAGCAGUACCAAGGUGGCUGGAACUCGUUCUACUAGUAGCAAGGGCAAGGGGCUGCAAUGGUACGGUUAAGUCUAGUCAGGAUGUCAGUUUGUUCGGCCAUGGAGCUAGCUAAGUUUCCAUGAAUAUGAUUGUUGUCGUGUCUAGUAUUUAUUGUGAGAUGUGUUCCAACUGUUACUCGUAAAAGAAGUGCUUAAGGGUGGCUUUUGUAAUUUGCUUUUUAUUGUUCACUUUGGUUUUUGUUUCAAUGCUAUGCGUGUUCUAUUAUAUGAAACCAAUGACAAUGUAUUUGGUUUAAAAAUUACUAAAGUUGUUGAGCAAUGAUUGCUUAAGAUUUUCACUUGA
Messenger RNA from Punica granatum (pomegranate), 1171 nucleotides. The record is from RefSeq and is a predicted model, not a curated record. NCBI's taxonomy places the organism in Eukaryota, Viridiplantae, Streptophyta, Magnoliopsida, Myrtales, Lythraceae.